AAUUCCCCAAAUCGAGACCCAAAUAAAUACACGUCGUUUUGUUCUAACCCUAGCGCUUACUCCGCUUGUUCUUUGUCGCCGCCGAAUCGGUUCGGAAAUUAACCAUCGGCUGCUCCACCUUACGUUUUGAAGCAUUUCAGAUUUUGAAGAAUGAGGGGAAGGAGUUAUAGUCCUUCACCACCAAGGGGUUAUGGUAGAAGAGGAAGGAGCCCAAGCCCUAGGGGUCGAUAUGGUGGUCGUGCCAGAGAUGCUCCUACAAGUCUCUUAGUUCGCAACCUUCGUCAUGAUUGUAGGCCAGAAGACCUCAGGAGGCCAUUUGGACAAUUUGGACCCAUUAAAGAUACCUACUUGCCGAGGGAUUAUUACACUGGUGAACCGCGAGGCUUUGGCUUUGUCCAAUAUGUGGAUCCUGCUGAUGCUGGCGAAGCUAAAUAUCAGAUGGAUGGGCAGGUGUUUCAAGGCAGGCAAUUGACAGUUGUAUUUGCUGAGGAGAACAGGAAAAAACCAAUGGAAAUGAGAGCCAGGGAGCGAGUAGGAAGGGGUCGUCACUCUGAUCGAAGGCGUUCUCCUGUGCGUUAUUCACGUUCCCCUCAAUAUUCUCGAUCUCCACCCUCUCGCUAUGCAAGGUCUCGUUCUCGAAGUCGUGAUUAUUAUUCACCUCCUCCGAAGAGAAGACAGUCCUCAAGAUCUAUCUCACCCCAAGAGAGGAGGUACAGUCGUGAGAGGUCAUACUCCCGUUCUCCAGCAAGGGAACGUUCUCCUCCACCCUAUGAUGGCCCAAGGAGUCGCAGCAGGAGCCCUGUCAGGGAGCUUUCUCCACCAUACAAUGGGUCAAGGAGCCGCAGCAGAAGUCCAGUUAGGGGUCAAAGCCGGGGCAGGAGCCCGAGCCGUAGUAGAAGCAGGAGCGCUGAUCCUGUGGAUUACCGAAGGGACCUUGAUAGGGAUGGUUCUCCCUAUCACUGAUUCCGAUGGGGUGCUUCUUUGUCAUAGAUAUGCUGUUUUAAUGUUAGUACCAGAUCUAAGUUUGCUUUAGCGUCUAACUGGAUUUGAAGAUGUGUGCUGAUUUUUAAACGUAUUUAGAUACUUGUGGUUUUGCCCUUGGUAUUCUCGGAUUAUGUAUUCAAGUGAAUUGAACGUAGAGGCAUAAUGGUCAUCUUCCCCUCAGUCUUACCUGGUAAGAAUGAGAGGCAAAUUCGCUUGAAUAUUCUUGGACGUAUUUAGAUACUUGUGGUUUUGCCCUUGGUAUUCUUGGAUUGUAUAUUGAAGUGAAUUGAACGUUUAGGCA
This is a messenger RNA of Coffea eugenioides, 1285 nucleotides long. Its product is annotated as serine/arginine-rich SC35-like splicing factor SCL30A. Gene Ontology annotation, molecular function: RNA binding. Gene Ontology annotation, biological process: mRNA splicing, via spliceosome. The record is from RefSeq and is a predicted model, not a curated record. The transcript has 7 exons. Bases 151 to 963 code for a protein of 270 amino acids. Lineage: Eukaryota; Viridiplantae; Streptophyta; Magnoliopsida; Gentianales; Rubiaceae. Gene Ontology annotation, cellular component: nuclear speck; cytoplasm.